AUGAGGUAUUAUACGCCAAUAGACAGAUUUUUGAAUAAGAUCAAGAGGAAAGGAUUCUUUCUCUAUUCUUCAAUCAUAUUAUUGUCGACAUUGUAUGUUUUUUAUACAAUUUCCCACUUACCAGAUGUGCUGAAAAUUGAGCCUGAGAAUUCACCAAAAAGCAAGAUACGUAAGAUCAAACAUCAAAAGAAGGACGGUGAAAGAAAGAUUAAGACUGAAAGAAGAAAACGAGCAGAGAUACGGGAGGGUCUAGUGGAUGGUGUAGGUGUCCACCCGGCAAACCACUCGGUAAGCGAGAUGAAGGCGAAAGUCCAACUUUAG
Debaryomyces hansenii CBS767 is the source of this 321-nucleotide messenger RNA. RefSeq lists its product as uncharacterized. Bases 1 to 321 code for a protein of 106 amino acids. The transcript has a single exon. Lineage: Eukaryota; Fungi; Ascomycota; Pichiomycetes; Serinales; Debaryomycetaceae. The record is from RefSeq and is a predicted model, not a curated record.